CCCCUCGCCUCUCUCACCGGCCCAGCUCAACGCAUUGUCAUUGCCGGGUCGUCCCUACCUGCUCUCGAAUCAAACUGGGUGGGCACCCGGGUUUGAUCCGUGUUCAAGAGCAAUCGGACUGCAAGGGAAUAUCAAUCACAAGGUUUCGUUGCGGUGGUGCACCGUUCGUGGAUUCUGUUGGGGAGGGCACAGCAGCAGCAGCAUAGUCCGUGUUGUUGGCGAUCCUGCGCACGGAGGCGAGCAUCAUUGCACGUGCGAAGAGAAAAUUUCUCUGAACGCAAGGGGGUUGUUCAACCACCAUGUCGGCUGACCCGAUGGAUGUCGAGGUGACGGCAACAAGCAAAGGCAAAGGUAAGGGGAAGAUGGCGGACCCGGGGGCGCCGGGCCCGACGACGAGCGCGGCCGCCGUGGCACGCCUGGCGCACCGCGAGACCGCGAGGCAGACGCUGCCCUGGGUGGAGAAGUACCGGCCCUCGUCGCUGGAGGAGCUCGUGGCCCACGAGGACAUCGUCGGCAUCCUCCAGAAGCUGAUCGCCAGCAACAAGCUGCCGCACCUGCUGUUCUACGGUCCACCGGGGACCGGGAAGACCUCGACCAUCUUGGCGUGCGCCAAGAAGCUCUACGGCGCAGACUUCAAGAUGAUGGUCCUGGAGUUGAACGCUUCUGAUGAUAGAGGCAUCGACGUAGUGCGAGGCCAGAUCAAGGAGUUUGCCGGCACGAAGCGCCUGUUCAGCUCCGGCGUGAAGCUGGUCAUCCUAGACGAGGCGGACGCGAUGACCAACGACGCGCAGUUUGCUCUGCGCCGAGUUAUCGAGAAGUACACGAAGCACACUCGCUUCUGUAUGAUCUGCAACUACGUAAACAAGAUCAUCCCGGCGUUACAGUCGCGGUGCACCAAGUUCCGGUUCGCCCCCCUGAAGCCGGAGCAAAUACAGGGGCGACUGCAGCACGUGGUGGAUCAGGAAAAGGUUACGAUCACACCAGAUGGCGUGGAGGCGGUGAUGCGCCUGGGGCAGGGGGACAUGCGCCGCGUCCUCAACCUCUUGCAAUCCACGCACAUGGCCUACCAGAAGGUGGACGAGCGGCACGCCUACCUGUGCGCGGCCGCACCUCUAAAGGAGGACAUGGAGUACAUCCGCAACGCUCUCCUGACGGCUUCGUUCAAAGACGCGUUCGACGGCAUCCUGAAGCUGACGACCGCGAAGGGAUACUCCCUCGGGGACAUCGAGCUCGCGCUGAAGGUGAUGGACAUUGAGCUGCCUGCGGCGGUGAUGGUGCACCUGCUGGACGAGAUGUCCAACACGGAGGAGCGGUUGGCGCACGGGGGCUCCGAGCGGCUGCAGCUGGGGUCCCUGGUCGGCGCCUUUGCUACCGCCAGACAUAUGAUGUCUCCGGCAAGCUGAAGCGCUCUCUCUCUCUUUCUGCGUCGUCGAGAGGGAACCCUUGGAAAUAGAAACGGCGAACACACCUCCCGUGCAGUCAGUCCUUGGUAUGUUGUCAACUCAACAGGCGGUAUAGAUAGUUUGACGUGCGUGCAGGAUGAGCACAUACGUCCCAUGCGUGUGUGGCAGUAAGCUUGUCAGACCUAGGCGCUAGCACGGGGGAUCGGAAUGCACUGUGUGUGCCCUCCGCCUGGAAGCAUACGGUUGGACAAUUUCACGGGGCCAAGUGCUAUGGCUCUGCCGUUGUGCGAUGCUGCCAUUCUGCUGCUGCGCGAGCUGUUAUGCGACAAACCGUCGCCGCUACUCUAGCGACGUCGUGCAGACAGGUUGCCAAGUCUUCCCUUUUAUGCCGGUUCCUCAUGGUCCUACGCAUUGUGCAUACGCCUGCAUGCUGGUUUUGUGAGGCCUGAAGUAGGGCCUUUGGUGUCCCUGGGUGGUGGGAGGAUUCUUCCGUAGUGUGGCGGAUGCCUUAGAAAAUAUUCGUACAGUCACCGAAAGACUACCCGUCCGAGGCAAUACCCCAGUCAAAGGCGUGUAUGUCGUGGUCUUUACAUUAAGCGGGGAAGGAAGCUGCUGGAUACUGGGCCUACAGUUGAGUUUGUUUUGAAGCCUUUGUACUGACGGGUCUUUAAACUGGCGCAUGAUUAGCGGUGCUAACAACCUGAGAGGAUCUUGUCUCUUGGAGGGAGAUUGCGGGGUGGCACAACGGUCCAUUUCGAUGAAAUCGACGUUUCGCGAAAGACUGGUUGGAAAACUACUUGUUGGCGAAUGAGGCGCGCGUGCGUUUGUUUGCCGCCGGAGGAAGGUCUUGUCUCGGCUACCCCUAGCGGGCGUGUUUGUUCUUGGAGGCGUUGGUGAUGCUGGAAGUGUGCCUAAGCCCGGUAAUCUUGCGUUGGGCGGAGUGCAUUCCCGGCCUUGGGUCCCGAAAAUAUCAUGUCGGUAACAGAUGUACGAUUGGGCGAGAGUUCACGCACGGUAUACGUCGUACAUGUCGUACUUUGCACGUAGACGCGUCGUACGGCUCGGAGCUUAUUCCAAUCAUUUUAGGCUUGCAGUAUCAGCAUCAGGUGCCCCAGGAUCCCGUGUCCGUUGAACGGUUCCCUUCUACAUGUGUACGCGAGAAGUUCAUCGGUGAGUAAAAGAAGGGAAGA
Messenger RNA from Ectocarpus sp. CCAP 1310/34, 2593 nucleotides. The record is from the annotation of a GenBank genome assembly. NCBI's taxonomy places the organism in Eukaryota, Phaeophyceae, Ectocarpales, Ectocarpaceae.